CGACGAAGAGAUCGCCAAAGCAGCCAUGUCGGACUCACCUUCCUCUUCUACAUUAUCCGGCCACACGGAUGGCUCCUUCUCCUGUUCGCCGGCUCCACGGUAUAAAUACCUCACAUCAUUCCCUCAAUUUGGAAAACUCCCCCAAGAAAUCCGACGCCUGAUCUGGUCGUGUGCUGGGGCUGCUGUUGGCGAGCAGGGGGACAUACCCGGCAUCUGCAUCCCGGGCCUUACUCGGGUGGAUGUUGAAGACCUAACGGACGACAACGGCAACGACAACACCACCGGCGUCAGAGAUCUCCCUCUCAUAACCUUCCACCGAGUGCCGACCGUCUUCCACGUGUGCUCCGAGUCGCGGCAGCAGGCACAGCUAUACCUGCCGUGCCAACGCGACGGGCAGGGCGCGUGCUACGGGGCACGCUCGUUCCAGCCAGAGAUAGACGUGAUGUUUCUGUCCCGGGAAUUGAGCAAAAGGAUGGAAGAGCAGAUCGUGGCGGAUAUGGUCGCCCAGGUACAAGCCGCGGCGGAUGCAGACGCGGGGGCGGGUGCAGACACGACGGCGGAGAGGGAGAAGGGGGAAGAGGGGGAAAUGAGGGUGUCGGUGUUUGACGGCCAGCACGUGGCGGUGGACUCGCUGGCGGUGGCCGGGGGCUACUUCGUGGUGCGGACGAUGGCGCUGGCGAGUCUCUUGCCAGAGCUGCGCAGCAUCGCCGUGUGGGAUCCCACGGGCGUCGACCUCCGCCGCGUCGCCACCUGGCGCGUGCAGGACCAGGGCAGUUCCGACAAGCUGCUCCGGUUCGCCCGCUGGGCCGUCGGCGGCUUCGGCAUCCCGAUCAGCCAGCUCUCCAACAAGAGGCUGGUGCUGCUCGACCCUCCGGAGGGCGAAGACGACGAUUGGGAGUUUGAGGAUUUCGAGGCGGAGGGCCAGUUGUGA
Messenger RNA from Durotheca rogersii, 931 nucleotides. RefSeq lists its product as uncharacterized. Bases 26 to 931 code for a protein of 301 amino acids. The transcript has a single exon. NCBI's taxonomy places the organism in Eukaryota, Fungi, Ascomycota, Sordariomycetes, Xylariales, Xylariaceae. The record is from RefSeq and is a predicted model, not a curated record.